CCGAGAAUCAUGCACAGUAAUCUCCCACUAAUCAUGCCAUGUCAUCAUGAUUACCUUGCUAGUUGCCACUUGUUCAAAACAUCAAGUCCAAAAUUCAAAUUUAUCAAACAUACAAACUGAAAUGUUCAAAGUGUGGCAAAUAUUCCAGAACUAAUUAUGGUGGUGACCCCACAUUUUUGUAAAGUAUUAAAAUGCCCUUUUGUGAAUAUAAAGUGGGUUUAACAAUUAAUUAAAUGCCUUUUCUAAUUUAUAAAAUAUUGAACUAUUUUAUUUGAGCCAAACUUUUUCUGCCAUCUAAGGACAUUGUCUAGUAUUUAUAUGACAUGAUUCACAUUUUACAAAAAUUGUUUGGUGGGUCAACUAAAUGCAAAACAGGAGCUCAAAAACAAACAGCCACGAAAUUGAAAAACAAAGGUAAAAAAAAAGCAAAAGGAAACAGCCCACCCCCUUGUCCCCAUGGGCCUUAGCCCACCCAGCCGGCCCAACAUCUCAGCCAGCCCACCUACCCCAUCGGUCGCCUUCGCCUACUGUUCUCCUGGCGCGACCGCUACAGGGACACGUCCCUGUCGGACCAGCUCGCCGGCGCCGCCCCGAGGGGAUAAGGGCGCCGUCCCCUCGACGCCUCGAGCCCUCCCGUCCACUCACCGCUCCCCACUUGCGCCCCCUCGCUCUCUCUCUUGCCCACGCACUCGUCACCUCCUCCAGAUCCAUCGCCGAGCACGGUCGUUGCCGCUCGCCUCACUCUGCCAUGGCCAGCAGGCACAUCUCGCCUCGCCGUUGCGUCCACAAAGACCGCCGUCGUCCGCUGCGUCUACUACGGAGACGAAACGAGCCGGAACCCCUUCCAUCGUUGAGCCGGCCCUCUGCUUCCACCUCCGGCCACCGAAGGCCGCCGCCGUCGUUCUGCUGCACCGAGCCUCCCCCGAGCCCGCUCAUGCACAUCUGCAGGUCCGCG
Messenger RNA from Triticum aestivum (bread wheat), 955 nucleotides. Its product is annotated as mucin-7. The record is from RefSeq and is a predicted model, not a curated record. Lineage: Eukaryota; Viridiplantae; Streptophyta; Magnoliopsida; Poales; Poaceae.